Messenger RNA from Haliotis rubra (blacklip abalone), 2781 nucleotides. RefSeq names its product lysosomal alpha-glucosidase-like. Gene Ontology annotation, biological process: carbohydrate metabolic process. The coding region runs from base 43 to 2691 and encodes 882 amino acids. The record is from RefSeq and is a predicted model, not a curated record. The transcript has 20 exons. Gene Ontology annotation, molecular function: carbohydrate binding; alpha-1,4-glucosidase activity. NCBI's taxonomy places the organism in Eukaryota, Metazoa, Mollusca, Gastropoda, Lepetellida, Haliotidae.
UUUUUACUUCACAGCGGCUUGCAUUCAGAGCAAGUCGUCGCCAUGUUGCGGACAGGGAGACCCAGCUUGUGUACAUUAGCGAUUGUGCUUCUGGUACUACACGUCUGCGGGCAGGGGUUUGGUUUUGAUACUAACAGCCCCGGGCGUGAUGCUAGAGCAUCUCAGUGUCAGCUCACAAGCGAACACAGGAGUGACUGUUACCCCGAGUCAGGCGUCACUAAAGCUGCCUGUCUGUCACGUGGGUGCUGCUGGCAGAGGACAAACGUGAAGGGCGCCCCCUCGUGUUUCUACUCGCCAGGGGACGACUACUCUGUACAGAAAGUACAGAAUAAGGGUAACUCCGUGGUUCUGACCAGGAAGCAACGUACACACUGGCCCAAUGACGUCAUGGACCUGCAAGGUGACGUAGUCGAGGAGACGAGCAGUAGACUCCGGUUUAAAGUGUACGACCCCAACAAUAAGCGCUAUGAGGUUCCUCUGCCGCUCAACCAGGGAUCUGGUUCCCCCCAAAACACUGAUUACACAUUCAACAUCGACCACAACUCCUUCGGCCUCACCGUUACCAGGAAGUCAACGAGGAGUGUUCUGUUUGACGCCAGCCUCGCCCCUCUGGUUUUCUCCGACCAGAUGAUACAGAUCUCAGUAGGGGUGCCUACAACCAAUCUGUACGGUAUCGGAGAAAACAGGAAGCCGUUCAGGAUCCAAGUCGAGAAGAGUCCUGGCUACUCCCUCUGGGCUCAUGAUGUCUUCCCCGAUAUCGACACCAAUAUGUACGGCAGCCACCCUUUUGUGCUCGGAAUAGAACCGAAUGGAGACGCAUUUGGAAUAUUUCUCCUGAACAGCAACACCCUACGUGUAGACGUUCUUCCAACCAAACCUGUGACAAUUCGUUACCGAGCCCUUGGUGGAAUACUGGACUUCUACGUUUUCACUGGUCCCACGCCUGAUGACGUCAUCGAUCAAUACUGGGCUUUGAUUGGACAGCCACCACUUCCGCCCUACUGGUCGCUAGGUUACCAUCUGAGUAGGUGGGAAUAUGGCGGAUCAAGUGGGAUGAACGCAACCAUUCAGAGGAUGAGGAACAAGCAGAUGCCAUUUGACACAAUCUGGAACGACAUCGACUACAUGGUCAACGAGAUGGACUGGACUUACGACCACAAGCUGUACGGUCAGCUGCCGGACAUCGUCAAGGACCUGCAUAGCCACGGGGAGAAAUACGUCAUGAUAUUGGAUCCUGGCAUCAGCAAUACCCAGCCCAGAGGUAAAUAUGCCCCGUAUGAUGAUGGCAUGGCAGAUGAUAUCUUCGUGAAGACUGGCGACGGAUCUGCUCCUAUAGUGGGAGAGGUGUGGCCGGGGAAGACGGUGUUCCCAGACUUCAGUCACCCCAAGGCUGAAGCCUGGUGGCAGAAACACGCUCAGAUCAUGCACGCUGAGCUUCCAUUUGACGGCCUCUGGACAGACAUGAACGAGCCCGCCAACUUCAAGGACGGUUCCGUGACAGGGUGCGUCAACAACUCACUGGAGAAUCCGCCUUACACACCACCCCUGAAUGGAGACAGCGUCAUACAGAAGACGCUGUGCAUGUCUGCCAAGCUUCAUGGAGGCCUCCACUACAACAUGCAUAACAUGUAUGGCUACUUUAUGGGCAAAGCCACAUACAGCGUUCUAAAAAAUAUCAUCGGAAAGAGGCCAUUUGUUCUGUCUCGCUCGACUUUCGCCGGAAGUGGAAAUUACGUGGCACACUGGGAAGGAGACAACUUUGGUGACUGGUCCAACUUGUACUACUCUAUACCAGAGGUUCUGAGCUUCAACAUGUUCGGCAUCCCCUUCACCGGCGUGGACAUCUGUGGGUUUAGGGGGGACACGGACGAGGAGCUGUGUACAAGAUGGCUUCAGCUUGGUGCAUUCUACCCUUUCAUGAGGUCACACAACCAGAACGUGGCACCGGACAAAGACCCCGCAGCAGUGCGGUUUAGUUCCGCUGCGCAUGACCGGAACCGCGAGGCCUUGCGACUCCGUUACCGUCUUCUACCCUUCCUGUACUCGCUGAUGUCCCGGAAGAAGGCGGUGGCUAGACCUAUCAUCUUCCAGUACCCGACUGAUUCCACCGCCUACAGCAUAGAUAAGCAGUUUCUGUGGGGCGACUCAUUGCUGAUUACUCCCGUGCUAGAGAGGGGGAACACAACAGUGAACGCCUAUUUCCCUAAAGACACGUGGUACGAUUUCUUCACUGGGACGGAGGUGUCCACGACAGGGCAGUGGUCAGUCAUCAGUGCGCCGCUGGACAAGAUUAAUGUCCACAUAAGGGGAGGCAGCAUUGUCCCGACACAGGUGCCCGAUGUGAACACGGAGAAGAGCCGACAGAACGACUUUGGUCUGGUGGUGGCGGCGUCGGCCAGGAAGAUUGCCCAAGGCUUCCUGUACUGGGACGACGGCGAUACCAUAGAUGCACCGUUUAACAAUAUCCAGUUCAAUCUCGACGGGGAACGACUAACGUCAACUGUCAAGUCUAACAACUACGCCACGACCAUGACGUUAGGGAGCGUCGACGUGUACGGUGUUGCAACAGCGCCGACAACAGUCAGAGUCAAUGGUAUCGGCGUCGCCCACACCUACGACAGCGGCAACAAAUCUCUUCAUGUAACACGAUUGAAGGUGGAUCUUCGUAAACCCUUGGUGAUGACUUGGUAGCCAUGGUCGCCAUCUUGAAUAUCACAGGUUGUAAUUAAUAAAUUGCUGCCAUGUUUUGAUAAGUGAAUCAAAGGGGAUUUAAAAUUCAAA